Molecule: messenger RNA, 977 nt
Organism: Podospora pseudocomata
Lineage: Eukaryota; Fungi; Ascomycota; Sordariomycetes; Sordariales; Podosporaceae
Exons: 2
Coding region: 63-800 (245 amino acids)
Source: RefSeq, a predicted model, not a curated record
AAAAACUUCGUGAGUCGUAUCUGCCCAUCUCCCUCACCUGUGGGCAACAGGAAAAAAAUUCAAUGCUUUCCCCCAAACUUCUCGUUCUGGCGGCUUUGUCGUCGGCCUCGGUGGCCUUUGAUCCUGCCACAGACACAACCUGCAACGACCAAGGAAUCUGCCUGUCUUCUUUUAUUUGGUGUGACAAGAAUGGACAGUCGUGCUCCUACCCAGAGGGCGCGGAUGCGUUGAUCCCGUCCAGCACCGCGGCGUCGUACGCUGUGCUUUAUCACCAUGUCGAGUACGAGAUUCGCUGGCGUCAGGCCAAGCGGGAUUUUGAUGUUUUGAUCGAAUGGCUGUUUGAUGGGAGCCCCUUUCAGAGCGAGGAGGAGAAGUCGGCUCGUGAGCUUCCUGUUAUGUGGAGUACCAACGUGACAACCUCGAGCACUGAGGGAUCCUUCACCUUUGAUCCGUUCACCAUCCUAAAGGACUUCCCCACGCGGCACGCGCCUAACAUGUCCGCCGGGGAGGCCGCGUCUUCGGCGAGUGGUAUGGCCAACACCAUCCGCCUCAGCCAGCCCGGUUCCGGCUUCCCGGAGGUUUACACCGAUCAGUUCAGUGUCCAGUCGGGCUGGGCUCAUCAGCUGGUGAGGAACAUCCGCCAGGAGGAGGCGGAUGUUCGUACGGAUGAGAAGCGAAAGAUGAGACUUGGGGUUGGGAUUGGUGUCGGUUUGGGAGUUCCGUUGCUGUCUGCCGUGAUGUGGUGGGCUGGUUCAAGACACGGGGCUUCCAGGGCGACUCGCUCCGUCGAGGGCAAAUAAAUGAGCUGCAAGUGAAGUUAUGGGAUCGGGUAUAGAGUGCUCAUUAGGCAAUGAGAGCCGGGUAGUCAUGUUGCCUGUUUUUCAAAGGCAAGUAUGGUCACAGAGUGACAUGAUGCAAGCCGACUGAGACGGAGAUGGAUGUCGCGGAUGGUAACGGAGUGCUUGAAAUUGCCUGGG